Molecule: messenger RNA, 501 nt
Organism: Rotaria sordida
Lineage: Eukaryota; Metazoa; Rotifera; Eurotatoria; Philodinida; Philodinidae
Source: the annotation of a GenBank genome assembly
AUGGUGAAAUCCUCAUCAACAGGUACACCGAUUUCAUUAGCUACUUCUUCAUUUUCAAUCUUAUUUCAACCAACAAUAACAUCUGCCCGAAGAACAAAUAAAUCUACUCCAUCACCAACUUCAAGAAAAUCAACAUCGUCAAAUGAUUCAAUAUCCGAAUCUAGAUUGUUUGUAGAUGAAGAUUCAUCUGAUAAAAAUAAAGUUGAACUUGAUAAAAUAAAUAAUCUUGAAACUUGUAACAUAAAUAGUGUUGAAAAUGGCUUCGACGUUGAUAGUGAAAAUGAUGAUUCGUUGGAAAAACCUGCAAAAAAUAUUAAUGAUUCCGUAAAAGUUAAUGAUGAACAAUUCUAUUAUGAUGAAAUUGAAAUUGGAACGAUCACUUCUGAAACAACUACUUGUAUAAUCAAAGCAGAACAAAUAAUUGAAAAACGUGUCUUUUAUUUACAAUCAAAUGGUCGCGCAACGUUCAUUCGAUUUCCUAAUUUGGAGGAACAUUCUUGA